Rhodamnia argentea is the source of this 2932-nucleotide messenger RNA. RefSeq names its product AT-rich interactive domain-containing protein 4-like. The transcript is spliced from 15 exons. The record is from RefSeq and is a predicted model, not a curated record. NCBI's taxonomy places the organism in Eukaryota, Viridiplantae, Streptophyta, Magnoliopsida, Myrtales, Myrtaceae. Gene Ontology annotation, molecular function: DNA binding. Bases 372 to 2663 code for a protein of 763 amino acids.
AUAUACAUGUAGUACCAUCUCAAAAGGAAGAAACGAUCCCAAAGACGGAGCUAAGUCUUCCUCUUCCCAUUCAGCUCCUAGGGUUUCGAUUCGGUCUCCUCCGUCCACUCUUCUUCCCUCUUUGUUUGGACAAAAUCGCUGGAGAAUGCCACAUCCGACGGCUGCAGAUCGCAGGCUGACGAGCGGAUUUGGCGACAAUGGGUUGGGCGGCGCUGGGUUACUAAUUUGGACGUUGCUGCGGCCGUGCAGUUUGGGGACUGGAAGUGGAAGGUGAAAGUUUCUCUCGCCGUGGCUAUGAUUUGGGAGGCCGACAAUCAGCUCGAGCGAUUGGAUCAUCGUCUAGUCUCCGCGAGACCCGCUUGAAAGAAAAGAUGUCGCACGCCAGAGCUAGAGAUGCCUGCAGCUUCCUUGCAGUGACGACCGGCGGUAGAAGUUCGAUGAAUGCUUCCGAGGAUCACCCGACGCGUUCCUCUCUGGAGCAAGCAUCCUCGGGGUAUCUGGAGGUCCAUACCCUGCAAAGUCCGAGUAAAGAUGAAUUUCGUCGGGCUAUGGAGUCGCGCCGGCCUGCUUUCGUGUACUUGCAAGGAGAUCAGCUUAAGGAUGAUGUAGUGUCUCUAGCAACGAACGGCACUAAUUGUGUCACUGCCGACUCUAUAGUUGGGCUGUUGGGCGACACAUUGCCUGUCGCUAUUUACCUGGAAAUUCCACAUGGGAAAAAAUUGGCUGAGGCACUUCAUUCUAAGGGGAUACCUUAUGUGAUAUACUGGAAUUAUUUGGUCCCUUGCCCUGCAGCUUCUCAUUUCCUUCAUGCUUUAUUGUCAGUACUGAAGAGUUCAAGGGCUCAUGUAUGGGAUGCUUUCCAGCUUGCCCAUGCUUCAACUAGUUUUUACUGUCUACAAAAGAGGAGUGUCUCUUCUGAUGAUAAGACCAAAGCCAGAUCUGACCUAGGACUGGAUCUUCUUGGGAUCCCUCCUGAAAUUGUUGUUUCGUACCCUGAGGAAGAAAUCGCGGAGGAAAGAGAUGAUUUGAGUUCUCUGCCUGCAGUUAAAAUACAUGAUGAAGAUGUGAGCUUGAGGUUUCUUAUUUGUGGUGUUCGAUCUAGUAUGGAUGCAGAAUUGUUGGGAUUAUUGGAGCAUGGUCUCAAUGCCCUCUUGACUAUUGAAAUGCGAGGAAGCAAGCUCCUCGGAAAAUUUAGUGCGCCUCAGCCACUUUUUGACACAGAGACAUUCUCUCGCGAUGUCGUGACCAUGCGCUGCGAUCUAUCCACCUCUAGUUAUGCUCACAUCUCCCUGUUGUUGUCGGGUAAUACACAGACUUGCUUCACCGAUCAGCUAUUGGACAACCACAUUAAAAAGGAAAUCAUUGGGAGUCAACUUGUUCACUCACCGCUUAAUACCGAGGAGAAUAAACUGCCAUUAUCUGAACCUCGGUUAUCUGCUUCAGUAGCUUGUGGGGCUCCAGUGUAUGAAGUUUCGAUGGAUGUUCCUUCUUGGGCUUCUCAGGUCCUAAGGCAGUUAGCAUUGGAUGGUUCGCAUCAUUGUUUGGUUGCUCUUGGGAUUGCCAGCAUUCAAGGAUUGGCAGUUGCUUCUUUUGACAAAGACGAUGCUGAACGUCUAUCCCUCUCCAAUUCAGAGGAGUGUAAAGAAGUUUUCUCAAGUGACAGCUUUGUUGGCACUACUCCUGUUUGGUUAAGACCUCCUGCUCCUAGUAGAAAGAGGACUGAACCAUGCCAAGAUGCAAGUCCGGACUCUCACCCUGAGCAGACAGUUGCAUACGCAGGUGCUACUUUGGACAAAGACGGUGAGUAUAAAGACACUAUAGAUAGUAACUUGAGUGGGCUUCCAGCUCGAGGAAGACUUAAACUUGCAGCUUUGAGGCCUGUCCCUCAUAUUCAUCAGCGCAAAAUGCAAUUCAUAUGUGAAACUUCUCAAAGAGACGGUUAUGACGAUGGGAAAGUUCAAGAAAAUUCUGUCUUCCCCCCUGUGAAGCAGAGGGUUGUCCGACCAUCUUCAGUUUAUAGGAAGUCAUCUUCAAGAACCUUUCAGGCUAGGCAAAUUAUCUCCUUGAAUCCCUUGCCUCUCAAAAAACAUGGUUGUGGCAGAAGUUCUAUCCAAGUUUGCUCUGAGGAGGAAUUCCUCAAGGAUGUAAUGCACUUUUUGACUGUUCGAGGACAUGCUCGACUUAUCCCUCCAGGUGGUCUUGCUGAGUUCCCAGAAGCCGUGCUCAAUGCAAAGCGUCUUGACCUCUAUAACUUGUAUAAAGAGGUGGUUUCAAGGGGAGGCUUUCAUGUUGGCAAUGGCAUCAACUGGAAAGGACAAGUCUUCUCAAAGAUGAGCAACUAUACAAUGACUCAUAGGAUGACUGGGGUUGGGAACACGCUCAAGAGACACUAUGAGACAUACCUCCUUGAGUACGAGUUGGCUCACGAUGAUGUUGAUGGAGAGUGUUGCUUGCUGUGUCACAGUGGCGCAGCUGGGGACUGGGUUAACUGCGGCACGUGCGGGGAGUGGGCCCACUUUGGCUGCGAUAGAAGGCAAGGUCUCGGUGCUUUUAAGGACUAUGCCAAAACCGAUGGACUGGAAUAUGUAUGCCCGCAGUGCAGCAUCACAAGUAUGAAGAAGAAACCACACAGAAGCAGUAACGAAAUCGCCAAGGCUUACUAAUCAUUACUUAUUACCACUUGCCAAACACCUCUUCUUCUUUUUUUUUUUUCUUGUUACCAUUCUCUGAAGAUCAGCUUGUAACAUGUUUUCUUCUCUCUCAGAUAUAGGACUAGUACAUAUUUCUGUUAUGCUUUCGUUUUAGUUUUUUUUUUUUAAUUGAGGUAUUUAUAUAUCCGGAGCGCCCCAAUUUUUUAUUAGCAGGGGUCAUGCUCAGAGUCGAUGUACUUGAGUGAAAAAAUGCGUAAUCGUUGGCCUGACCUUCUCAUUUA